GCUGCGUCUUGACGAUCCUGAGUCGUGCCAGAACGCCAUUCACGGGACUCCAGCACCGCGCGUCAGCGUAAGAGUUGCGCGGUGUCGGCUCGGAGCCCCCCACGGGGUGCCGUUCUUGCGCCGCGCGCCCGCAGUGGGCCCGUCGUCCCUGUCGUCCUUUCGUCAAGAACGCCCGCAGGGCCCAGAGAGAUGGCGGGGGCGCGCCGCUGUCGGGCGCCACCUCGACGCGGAGGUCGCGGCCUUGUCCCCGCGGCCUUGGCCUCGGCGGCGGCGCUCGCCGCGGCCGUCGGCCCGUCGUCGGCCUGGAGCACCUCCUGCGGGCCAGCCCCGCGGCCCCGCCUCGCGGCGCGGGUCGCCCGCGCCGCAAAGGGGGGUGGCGCCGCCGCGGUGGACGAGGACUGGCUGCGCGACAGCAUUGGGCAGGUGGACGACAAGGAAGUGGACCGUCUGUUCAGCAAGUACGACCCGGACAGCUCGAACUCAAUCGACAGGGAGGAGUUCCAGGAGAUCGCCAAGGAGAUGAAGUACGACGCGUUCCGGCGCACUGCGCUGGCAGUCUUGGGGUCGGCAUUGGGCGGCGUGUGGGUAGGCACCCUGGGCCAGCAAUACCAGAUCGCUCAGAAAUUAUUUCGCGGCUUUUACGCCUCCCCUCCUGCGGAGCGGGCCAUGAAGACAUUUUUCCCGACGGCUCUUCUGGCCAAUGACGUCAACAGUGCCGUAGCGGACGUGCUCACCAAGCGCGGCUACACCCCCCAGAAUACUUUGUACGCCCAGAGCGUGUGCCCAGACGAGAUCAAUUCCAAGGCCCAGGAGCUCGUUGCUCUCAUGCAGAACGAGUGGGGCGAGGCCUUCGCGCUCGGCGGUCUAGGAGGUCUACCAUUCGCCGGAAAGUCUGGGUUCGAGGCGUUCUUGCACCACACACCAGUGAAAGGGAAGGUCCUCAUUUGUUUCGCGCCGCACGUGGGCAUUAAUACCGACGGCGCGGUUGGCAGCAUCCUCAGGGAGGGACAGCUGAAGAAUUCCACGGCCUGCGGUGCGGCGGUCGGAGCGUUCAACGCCAUCAGGAAGUCUGACAGCGGGGGCAGCGAUUUGGGCUCCGCGUACGACGCUCAGGAGAAGUACAUCGUGGAUAACAUGCGCCCGCUGCUCGAAGGGGUCGAAGACUCUCAGGACAAGAUGGCGUACGUGGCCUACCAGACAUACAACAUCGCGCGCGACCUCAUGCUCGACACGCUGAAGAGUAUCCCUGACAUCUACGACUGGUGCGAUGAGUUGACGGUCGUUGGGGGCAUAAUGAUCAACCGCAACAGAGGCGGGGACUUCUUCCAGCCCCUCAUGUUCGAGACUAAGACGAAGGACGGGGCGGCGACCGACCUAUACCAGCAGGCCUUCGGCGAUCGCCCCGACCUCGCCCAGAUCUUGGGGAGCGAGACGAAGGCGAAACAGGUACGUGCGUCUGCUGGGUGGUAGAUGUUGGCCACCAGGUGCGGGCGCUCGUACAGUCACCUGUCGCGGGGAUGGGGCGGUGCCGCUCUCUCGCGCUGCAGCCGGGGGCUGCAGUGGCGUGCACGCGAGCGUACGCUGCGGAAGCCACUGGCAGUAAGCGUCUUAUUUUGCCUUUAAGCAUAGGCACUGUUUUUUAAGUGGUAAGGUAUAUGUUCACAUCAUUUUUUCGAGUCUCUGAGAUCUCACGCAGUGGCUUAAUAGCCGCCAGCCGUGGAGCAGUUAUAUAGGUUCUGCGGCAGCCCCAAGGGCGGCGCGAUCGCGCCCAAGCUUUCGUGAGCGGGCUCGUUUUCUUUUCACUGCCGGCCACCCACAAUCACGUGCCGCAUUUUUUCCCAGGUCUCGUGGAGCCAUUGUUUUGCCAUUCAGCUGCGUGUGUCGCGUCUGACAUUUUGCUUCUGCGGCUAGGCAGAGCCACUGCUCUGGCGAGGAAGCGAAUGUGGGCUGCCGUUAUGCGAAAAAAGUUGCGCCCUGAUAGUUCC
Molecule: messenger RNA, 1985 nt
Organism: Prorocentrum cordatum
Lineage: Eukaryota; Dinophyceae; Prorocentrales; Prorocentraceae
Source: the annotation of a GenBank genome assembly